AGGUGGCGUCAGGUCAUUUCAGGCUCUUAAGUGUGGGCGUUUGGUAUCCGGCAUGGCUGCUACCUGUUUCUGGCUGGAGCCUCGGACACUGGCUCACUGCAGUUGGUGGUGUCGACAGUGGUAGAAGGGCAACCAGUAGCGGGAGCUUCUCCUGCCAGGCAGGAAGACGAGUAGAAGGGAGCAGCACCGACGCAUGCUGGAGGCUGGAGCCUGAGCCCCUGGGGCUCGCCUUGCUGUGUUUGGUGGUGACGUGGGACACUGCAGCUCGGCCAGAGUGGUAGAAAUGUCCUGGUGUAGGCUUUUCUGGCUUUGCCCGUCUAGCUGCUCCAAGCCAGGCUGGAGGAGGAGGAGAAGGAAUCACCUGUGGUACGCUGGAGCCUGCAUGUGGCGUGACUCUGCAGCUCGCCUCGUGUGACUGAUGGCAGCCACGGAGACUGCAGCUCGACAGGAGUGAGGCUUCUCAGUGGCUUGAAAGCUCAGCUGACUCCCACGAAGUUUGCCGGAACUCAAGGCUGUCAGUGACAUUCGUGGCGCCAAGACUUAAGCAGGCGCGUUGCAUGCAUCGGCCAGUGUCUGUGCCACGUGCCCUGACGCCACCUGAGAUAAGCACGCCGCACGCGCACGCGCACGCCUCGCGCGCACGCCCGGCAGCAGCUUGGCUGGCUUGUAACGGCUUGCACGCGCACGACGCACGCGCAUAACGGUUUGGCCGGCCUGUAACGGCUUGCACGCGCACGCCGCACGCGCGUAACGGCUUGGCUGGCCUGUAAUGGCUUGCACGCGCAUGCUGCACGCGCUUUAACGGCUUGGCUGGCCUGUAGCGGCUUGGCUUGGCUUUGCGUUCUUGGCUUGGCUUGGCGUUGGUAGCUUGGAUUGACGUUUCCUGCUUGGAUUGACGUUUUCUCUCUCGUGUUCCUUUGCUGGGCUUGACCUUUUCUCUGCUGGGUUUGGCAUUCCCUUGGGUGGGCUGGGUGUUUUCUUGGGGGCGGGGGUUGGCCCUUUCUGGGGUGGGCGUGGGGUCGCCCAGGGGGGGCGUGGGCUUUCCUCGGGUGGGUGUGGGUUUUCCCUGGGUGGGGUGGGCUGGGCUGGAAUCCCCUGCUGGGGUUGGCAGGUUUUGGCUGGGAUUGACUUUUCUCUUCAAACAGAUUGGAAACCCGGAGUUACCUGCUAGUUGGUGAAACUGGUUGGUAGACGCGAUCUGUUGGCUACUACUGGCUUCUCCUGGCUGUUAAAAGCAGAUGGUGGUUGAGGUUGAUUCCAUGCCGGCUGCCUCUUCUGUGAAGAAGCCAUUUGGUCUCAGGAGCAAGAUGGGCAAGUGGUGCUGCCGUUGCUUCCCCUGCUGCAGGGAGAGCGGCAAGAGCAACGUGGGCACUUCUGGAGACCACGACGACUCUGCUAUGAAGACACUCAGGAGCAAGAUGGGCAAGUGGUGCCGCCACUGCUUCCCCUGCUGCAGGGGGAGUGGCAAGAGCAACGUGGGCGCUUCUGGAGACCACGACGACUCUGCUAUGAAGACACUCAGGAACAAGAUGGGCAAGUGGUGCUGCCACUGCUUCCCCUGCUGCAGGGGGAGCGGCAAGAGCAAGGUGGGCGCUUGGGGAGACUACGAUGACAGUGCCUUCAUGGAGCCCAGGUACCACGUCCGUGGAGAAGAUCUGGACAAGCUCCACAGAGCUGCCUGGUGGGGUAAAGUCCCCAGAAAGGAUCUCAUCGUCAUGCUCAGGGACACUGACGUGAACAAGAAGGACAAGCAAAAGAGGACUGCUCUACAUCUGGCCUCUGCCAAUGGGAAUUCAGAAGUAGUAAAACUCCUGCUGGACAGACGAUGUCAACUUAAUGUCCUUGACAACAAAAAGAGGACAGCUCUGAUAAAGGCCGUACAAUGCCAGGAAGAUGAAUGUGCGUUAAUGUUGCUGGAACAUGGCACUGAUCCAAAUAUUCCAGAUGAGUAUGGAAAUACCACUCUGCACUACGCUAUCUAUAAUGAAGAUAAAUUAAUGGCCAAAGCACUGCUCUUAUAUGGUGCUGAUAUCGAAUCAAAAAACAAGCAUGGCCUCACACCACUGUUACUUGGUGUACAUGAGCAAAAACAGCAAGUCGUGAAAUUUUUAAUCAAGAAAAAAGCGAAUUUAAAUGCACUGGAUAGAUAUGGAAGGACUGCUCUCAUACUUGCUGUAUGUUGUGGAUCAGCAAGUAUAGUCAGCCUUCUACUUGAGCAAAAUAUUGAUGUAUCUUCUCAAGAUCUAUCUGGACAGACGGCCAGAGAGUAUGCUGUUUCUAGUCAUCAUCAUGUAAUUUGCCAGUUACUUUCUGACUACAAAGAAAAACAGAUGCUAAAAAUCUCUUCUGAAAACAGCAAUCCAGAACAAGACUUAAAGCUGACAUCAGAGGAAGAGUCACAAAGGUUCAAAGGCAGUGAAAAUAGCCAGCCAGAGAAAAUGUCUCAAGAACCAGAAAUAAAUAAGGAUGGUGAUAGAGAGGUUGAAGAAGAAAUGAAGAAGCAUGAAAGUAAUAAUGUGGGAUUACUAGAAAACCUGACUAAUGGUGUCACUGCUGGCAAUGGUGAUAAUGGAUUAAUUCCUCAAAGGAAGAGCAGAACACCUGAAAAUCAGCAAUUUCCUGACAACGAAAGUGAAGAGUAUCACAGAAUUUGCGAAUUAGUUUCUGACUACAAAGAAAAACAGAUGCCAAAAUACUCUUCUGAAAACAGCAACCCAGAACAAGACUUAAAGCUGACAUCAGAGGAAGAGUCACAAAGGCUUGAAGGCAGUGAAAAUGGCCAGCCAGAGAAAAGAUCUCAAGAACCAGAAAUAAAUAAGGAUGGUGAUAGAGAGCUAGAAAAUUUUAUGGCUAUCGAAGAAAUGAAGAAGCACGGAAGUACUCAUGUCGGAUUCCCAGAAAACCUGACUAAUGGUGCCACUGCUGGCAAUGGUGAUGAUGGAUUAAUUCCUCCAAGGAAGAGCAGAACACCUGAAAGCCAGCAAUUUCCUGACACUGAGAAUGAAGAGUAUCACAGUGACGAACAAAAUGAUACUCAGAAGCAAUUUUGUGAAGAACAGAACACUGGAAUAUUACACGAUGAGAUUCUGAUUCAUGAAGAAAAGCAGAUAGAAGUGGUUGAAAAAAUGAAUUCUGAGCUUUCUCUUAGUUGUAAGAAAGAAAAAGACAUCUUGCAUGAAAAUAGUACGUUGCGGGAAGAAAUUGCCAUGCUAAGACUGGAGCUAGACACAAUGAAACAUCAGAGCCAGCUAAGAGAAAAGAAAUAUUUGGAGGAUAUUGAAAGUGUGAAAAAAAGGAAUGAUAAUCUUUUAAAGGCUCUACAAUUGAAUGAGCUCACCAUGGAUGAUGAUACCGCCGUGCUCGUCAUUGACAACGGCUCUGGCAUGUGCAAGGCCGGCUUUGCGGGCGACGAUGCCCCCCGGGCUGUCUUCCCUUCCAUCGUGGGGCGCCCCAGGCAGCAGGGCAUGAUGGGGGGCAUGCAUCAGAAAGAGUCCUAUGUGGGCAAGGAGGCCCAGAGCAAAAGAGGCAUCCUGACCCUGAAGUACCCCAUGGAACACGGCAUCAUCACCAACUGGGAUGACAUGGAGAAGAUCUGGCACCACACCUUCUACAACGAGCUGCGUGUGGCUCCCGAGGAGCACCCCGUCCUGCUGACCGAGGCCACCCUGAACCCUAAGGCCAACCGCGAGAAGAUGACCCAGAUCAUGUUUGAGACCUUCAACACCCCAGCCAUGUACGUGGCCAUCCAGGCCGUGCUGUCCCUGUACACCUCUGGCCGUACUACUGGCAUCGUGAUGGACUCUGGUGACGGGGUCACCCACACUGUGCCCAUCUAUGAUGGGAAUGCCCUCCCCCAUGCCACCCUGCGCCUAGACCUGGCUGGGCGGGAACUGCCUGACUACCUCAUGAAGAUCCUCACCGAGCGUGGCUAUAGGUUCACCACCAUGGCCGAGCGGGAAAUCGUGCGUGACAUCAAAGAGAAGCUGUGCUAUGUUGCCCUGGACUUCGAGCAGGAGAUGGCCACGGCGGCCUCCAGCUCCUCCCUAGAGAAGAGCUACGAGCUGCCCGAUGGCCAGGUCAUCACCAUCGGCAACGAGCGGUUCCGCUGCCCCGAGGCACUCUUCCAGCCUUGCUUCCUGGGCAUGGAAUCCUGUGACAUCCAUGAAACUACCUUCAACUCCAUCAUGAAGUCUGAUGUGGACAUCCGCAAAGACCUGUACACCAACACAGUGCUGUCUGGUGGCACCACCAUGUACCCUGGCAUGGCCCACAGAAUGCAGAAGGAGAUCGCUGCCCUGGCGCCUAGCAUGAUGAAGAUCAGGAUCAUUGCUCCUCCCAAGCGCAAGUACUCCGUGUGGGUCGGUGGCUCCAUCCUGGCCUCGCUGUCCACCUUCCAGCAGAUGUGGAUCAGCAAGCAGGAGUAUGAUGAGUCAGGCCCCUCCAUUGUCCACCGCAAAUGCUUGUAGGUGGACUCUGACUUAGUUGCGUUACACCCUUUCUUGACAAAACCAAACUUCUCAGAAAACAACAUGAGAUUGGCAUGGCUUUAUUUGUUUUCUUGUUUCAUUUUUUGUUUUGUUUUUUAUUGGCUUGACUCAGGAUUUAAAAACCGGAAUGGUGAAGGUGACAGCAGUCGGUUGGAGGAAGCUUCCUCCAAAGUUCUACAAUGUGGCCAAGGACUUUGAUUGUACCUUGUUCUUCUUUUCAAUAGUCAUUCCAAAUAUUGUGAGACGCAUUGUUUCAGGAAGCCCCUUGCCCUGCUAAAAGCCACCCUACUUCUCUCUAAGGAGAAUGGCCCAGUCCUCUCCCUAGUUCACACAGGGGAGGUGAUAGCAUUGCUUUUGUGCAAAUUACAUAAUGCAAAAUUUUUUGAAUCUUCGCCUUAAUACUUUUUAAUUUUGUUUUAUUUUGAAUGAUCAGCCUUCGUGGCCCCCCUCUUUUGUACCCCAACUUGGGGUGUAUGAAGGCUUUUGGUCUCCCUGAGAGUGGCUGGAGGCAGCCAGGGCUUACCUGUACUCUGACUUGAGGAGAGAUGGAUAAAAGUGCACACCUUAAAACAAAUUGAGGAAGCACAGUAUUUCAGUACAGUGGACAGCUUAGCAUGUUGACAACUGAGAAUAAAAUGCUCAGUUCUGAACUGGACAGUGUAAGACACAACGAGGAAACACUGGAAAUGGAAAUUCAAUUACGUCAUUGUAGACUGGCUGCUGCUCUACAUGAUUGUGACCAAAGUCAGAUAGCUGAAAGAGACUUCUUUCCAGAGAACAAGACAUGAACAGGUUUAUUUACAGAAGACAAUGAAUUCUCAUUUAUCUCACCUAAAAGAGAACAGAUUCUUUCUCAACAAGUCUAAUGAAGACAGUAAAAUCAACAGGCUAAAAAUUAAGCUCCACGAAACAAGAUAAAACUCUGAGAGAAAAGACGGGGCAGGCCGCCAUCUUUCCCGUUCAGGCAACUUAGUCAUUCCAGCCUGCGGGCUUUGGAGAGUACAAACCGAGGAGGGACAGAAGAGAUCCCACAGCACAGCAUAGCUGCUUUACCAAAUCAUGGCCAGACUGCUUCUGUAAGCAGGCCCCUGAUCCUGUUCCACCUCACUGGACAGGACCUCCCAACUGGGGCCUCCAGCUACCCCCACCAGCAUUCCUUGGCCAAUGGAAAUGUGAAAUGUUCCUGGGACAGAGCUCCCGGAGAGGGGCAGGCCCCCACCUUUGCUCUUUCGGUGACUAGCCAUUCUGGCCUGCGGGCUUUGGAGAGCCCAAGCUGACAAGGGGUGGAAGAGGUACCUCAGCACAGCACAGCCACGCUACAAAAACGUGGCCAGACUCUUGUUUACGUCAGUCCCUGAUCACAUUUCUAGUCAGCGGGUGAAGUCUUUCAACCAGGGUCUCUGGCUACCUUGACUGCUGUUCUCUGGCCGACAGAGGUCUCAGGCCUCACUGAGUCAGAGCUCCCAGGGGGAGGACCAGAUUGUCAUCUUUGCUGUUUGGGCGACCCAGGCAUUUCAGCCUUAGGGCUUCAGAGUGUCUGAGGCGGACCAGGGGCUGAAGUGAACCCCCAGCACAGCACAGCUGCUCUAUAAAAACGUGGCCAGACUUUUUUUUUUGAAGCAAGUCCCUGUUCUCGUUCGUCCUGACUAGGUAAGACUUCUCAACUUGCCUCCAGCCACAUCUUAUAGGUGUGUUCAGAUUGGCAACAGGUUCGUACCUCAGUGGUACAGAGCUUCCAGAGGAAGGGGCAGACUAUCAUCUUCCGUGGAAAAUACAAGGUAAUUAGGGACUGGAGGGGACCCCCAGCAUACCACAGCAGCCCUACAGAAAAGUGGCCGGGCUCUCUACUUGAUGGGCAGAUCCUCCUGGCCUGGGUCUCUAGCCAGCCCACCACUGGAGCUAUCAAGCCAGUAGCAACUCUGCAGUUCCUGGGACAGAGCUUCCAGGAGCAAAUGAAAUCCUUUCUGCCACUGCCUCUGCAGUGGAACUGCCCUUGCUACCCUCAGAAGAUGCAAGGGUGCAAAGACCCUAAGUGCCCUAUCAACACCUCCAAUAAGCUGCAGUUGACCCAAAGAACAAGCCAGUCCAUCUCCCACGGGUACCACACACCCUCCACUACUCAUCACCAGACAGGGAACCCUGGCUUGGGCCCACAGCACAGACCCUCCAUCCUGGGCUGAUUACACUAAGUGAUUGCUAACUCACAUGUCUCUGGGAUGGAGCACCCAGGAAACAAGCAAAGUGGUGGAGCAGCAAGUCAGGUGAUGUGGAGCCCAGAGGUCAGGGAUGGCUGUCUCUCUAGGGUCCACUUGCCCUUGUGAGACACUUUAUCCCAGCACUUUAGGAAUGCUGAGGUCAUACCAGCCACAUCUUAUAUGCAAGAUUGCCCAGCAGAGAUCAGGUCCGAGAGUUCCCUUUUUAAAAAAAGGAGACUUGCUUAAUAAAAGAAGUCUAGCCACGUUUGUGUAGAGCAGCUGUGCUGUGCUGGGGGUUCACUUUUGAGAGAGUUCUCCUCUGAGACCUGAUCUCUGGAGGCUGGGCAGUCUUGCACUUGAGAUGGGGCUGGUCUGAUCUCAGCACUCCUUAGUCUGCUCGCCUCUCCCAUGGCCCCAGCCUGGCCACACCUGCUUACGGGGCACUCUUAGAUGCCCACACCAUAGCUUCCAUGCUAGUGGACUGUACCAUAUCAGUGGAGAGCUGCAGCAAGGUGGCCUCUAGAGCCACGCACCAGCCUGCACAUUGCCUCUCCAUACGGCAGCCCUUUAUUUGGAAACUUCCUAAAUCACUUUGCUGUGUGUGUUUACACGGGUGGGUUUUGCUUUACUUGCCCUGAGAGCACACGGGAGUGCAGCACACACCCCAACCCACAUCAACUGCCAUUGAAGAAAAGAAAUUUCAGCCCAGAAUUUCAUGUCCAGCAAAAUUAAGCAUCAUAAGUGAAGGAGAAAUAAGAUCCUUUUCAGACAAGCAAAUGCUGAGGGAAUUUGGUAUCACCAGAUCUACCUUACGAGAGCUCCUGAAGGAAGCACUAAAUAUGGAAAGAAAAGAUCAUCACCUGCUACUACAAAAACACACUGAAGUACACAGUCCAAUGAUGCUAAAAAGCAAGCACAUAUGUAAGUCUGCAAAAUAACCAGCUGACAGCAUGACGACAGGAUAAAAUCCACACAUACCAUUACUAACCUUAAAUGUAAAUGGGCUAAAUGCUCCCAUUGAAAGACACGGGGCAAGCUGGGUAAAGAACCAAGACCCACUGGAGUAUGCCGUCUUCAAGCAACCCAUCUCACGUGCAGUGCCAUACAUAGGCUCAAAAUAAAGGAAUGGAGAAAAAUAUUUCAAGCAAAUGGAAAACAGA
This is a messenger RNA of Homo sapiens (human), 7842 nucleotides long. RefSeq names its product POTE ankyrin domain family member F (gene POTEF). The record is from RefSeq and is a predicted model, not a curated record. Gene Ontology annotation, cellular component: cell cortex. The coding region runs from base 1239 to 4466 and encodes 1075 amino acids. The transcript is spliced from 17 exons. Lineage: Eukaryota; Metazoa; Chordata; Mammalia; Primates; Hominidae. Gene Ontology annotation, biological process: postsynaptic actin cytoskeleton organization.